Colletotrichum godetiae is the source of this 1192-nucleotide messenger RNA. RefSeq lists its product as uncharacterized. Bases 70 to 1026 code for a protein of 318 amino acids. Lineage: Eukaryota; Fungi; Ascomycota; Sordariomycetes; Glomerellales; Glomerellaceae. The record is from RefSeq and is a predicted model, not a curated record. The transcript has 2 exons.
UCUUAUCAUCAUCCCCAUUCCAACUCAUCUUACAACCAAAAACCACCUCCCAAUCUUCACACAGCAAUCAUGUCUUACGGCGGCAACGACGACUCAAACUACGGUUCCUCCCGCAGGGACAACGAGGACAGCUACGGCACCUCUGGAACCACCGGCGGCUUCGGCUCCUCCACCCGCGACAACGAGGACUCGUACGGCUCCUCGCGCCGUGACAACGACAACGACAACAGCUUCGGCUCCUCCACCCGCCGCGAUAAUGACGACUCGUACGGCUCCUCCAACACUGGCCGCAGCGGCAAUGACUCCACCUACGGCUCAUCUACCCGUCGUGAUAACGACACUUCGGACAGCUAUGGCUCAUCGGGCCUGAGCUCAUCUCGCAAGGACAACGACACCUCUGAUAGCUACGGCUCGUCCCGCAAGACAGACAACGACUCCUACGGCUCCGGCAACAAGAGCUCGUCCUACGGAGACGACUCCACCUCCUCUAAUCUCGCCGGCGGCGAUUCUCUGUCGUACGGCAACACCAGCUCCAGCCGUCGCGACAACGACAACUCGGAUAGCUACGGCUCCUCCGGCAACACGGGCUCCUACGGAUCCUCCCGCAAGGAUAACGACAACGACAAUAGCUACGGCUCCUCCACCACCCGCCGUGACAACGACGACAGCUUCGGAUCGUCAGGCAACACUGGCUCCUACGGCUCCUCCCGCAAGGACAACGACACCUCGGACAGCUACGGCUCUUCCGGCAACACGGGCUCCUACGGCUCUUCCCGCAAGGACAACGACAACGACAACAGCUACGGAUCGUCUGGCAACACAGGCUCGUACGGCAGCAGCAGGGACAACGAUACCUCUGACUCGUACGGCAGCAGCAACAACAACAACAACAACAAGAGCGGCGACAGCAAGGUCGGCAAGUUCCUCGAGAAGGCGGGCGACUUGCUCAACAGCGACAAGCUCGAGUCCAAGGGCCAGUCGAAGCGGGAGAACGCCGGGUACGGAAACAACAACGAUGACUACUAGGUGCUUCUAGUAGCUUUCUCGUGGUUUGUACCGGAAUGUUGGUGGUGGAAAAUAUUAGUGUCUUGAAGAGGAUGCUUCCUGUGUAGGAGCCCUCUCUCAUCUUUGAUGAUGAUUAUGUACUAGCGAGCUCUGAAUGAGAUAUUAAUACCAUUUGAACACUACUCUC